Messenger RNA from Pezoporus occidentalis (night parrot), 2345 nucleotides. RefSeq names its product WD repeat domain 70 (gene WDR70). The coding region runs from base 46 to 1980 and encodes 644 amino acids. The transcript is spliced from 18 exons. The record is from RefSeq and is a predicted model, not a curated record. Gene Ontology annotation, cellular component: site of double-strand break; nucleus. Gene Ontology annotation, molecular function: protein binding. Lineage: Eukaryota; Metazoa; Chordata; Aves; Psittaciformes; Psittacidae.
UUGGAGCUGUUGUGGUUCCGGGGCAGACGCAGCGAGGAGCCGGCGAUGGAGGGAGACGCUGAGAUGCGAGGGGGACCCGACCCGGAGAUGGCGGCCACCAUGGGCUUCUCUGGUUUCGGGAAGAAAGCUCGGACUUUCGAUCUCGAAGCCAUGUUUGAACAAACAAGAAGAACUGCGGUGGAGAGGAGCAGGAAGGUCCUGGAGGCUCGUGAAAGAGAGAAGGAAGAACAGGCUGAAAAAGAUCUUAGAAGUUCAUGCAUCAGUUCAUCAACUUCAGCAUCCGAUGCAAAAGGCACUGGAACCACAUCAACCCAAAGAGGGAAAGUCUGGAAUGAAAGUGAAAAUAGUUCAGAUGAAGAAUUAACUGAGCCUUCCAAGCAAUCCCGGACCUCUGCUCAAGGCCCAGUGGAGGAUACUGAUGAUGAAGAUGAUGACUUUAUUGGACCGCCACUUCCGCCUGGGUUCAAGGAUAGCGAUGAUGAUGACGAUGAUACGGAGGAGGAAGAUAACAACCCUGUCAAGAAGAUUCCAGAUUCUCAUGAAAUUACACUACAACAUGGGACAAAAGCAGUUUCUGCUUUGGGGUUGGAUCCUUCAGGUGCCCGUUUGAUAACUGGUGGAUAUGACUACGAUGUUAAAUUUUGGGAUUUUGCUGGAAUGGAUGCUUCUCUGCAAGCUUUUCGAUCACUCCAGCCAUGUGAAUGUCAUCAAAUCAGAUCUUUACAGUAUAGCAGCACAGGAGAUGUCAUUCUCGUUGUCUCUGGUAACUCUCAGGCAAAAGUUCUUGACAGAGAUGGCUUCCCAGUAAUGGAAUGCAUAAAAGGGGACCAGUACAUUGUGGAUAUGACAAACACAAAGGGUCACACAGCAAUGCUCAAUUCAGGGUGUUGGCAUCCAAAGAUAAAGGAAGAAUUUUUAACAUGUUCUAAUGAUGGAACUGUGAGGACAUGGGAUAUUAACAAUGAAAAAAAGCACAAAACUGUAUUUAAACCACGAUCAAGUCAAGGUAAACGGGUGAUUCCUACAAGUUGCACAUACAGCAGAGACGGCAAACUUAUCGCAGCUGGCUGUCAAGAUGGCUCCAUCCAGAUCUGGGAUAGGAAUAUGACUGUACACACGAAAUUCCACUGCAGGCAAGCUCAUGCUUCAGGCACUGACACUUCAUGCUUGACAUUUUCCUAUGAUGGUAUUGUCCUUGCCAGCCGGGGAGGAGAUAAUACUUUAAAGUUAUGGGAUAUUAGACAGUUUAAAAAGCCACUGAAUUCAGCAGAAAGACUACCCACCUUCUUUCCAAUGACAGAUUGUUGUUUCAGCCCAGAUGAUAAAAUACUUGUCACAGGCACCUCUGUUAAGAGAGGUGGUGGCAGUGGGAAGCUUUGCUUCUUUUACCGGGAAACAUUGCAGAAGUUCUACGAGAUAGAAGUUACAGAUGCGAGUGUUGUGCGUAGCCUUUGGCAUCCUAAGCUGAACCAGAUCAUGGUUGGUACAGGAAAUGGUUUGGCCAAAGUCUACUAUGAUCCUGUCAAAAGCCAGAGGGGAGCAAAAUUAUGUGUGGUCAAAACAAAACGAAAAGAGAGACCCGCAGAGACUCUUACACAGGAUUACAUUAUAACACCCCAUGCACUUCCGAUGUUCCGUGAACCACGACAGCGAAGCACCAGGAAGCAGCUGGAGAAGGAUAGGCUGGACCCUGUGAAGUCUCACAAACCUGAACCUCCAGUAGCAGGACCAGGUCGUGGUGGGCGUGUUGGAACUCAUGGAGGUACCUUGUCAUCGUAUAUAGUCAAGAAUAUUGCACUGGAUAAGACAGAUGAUAGCAACCCUCGAGAGGCUAUUUUACGUCACGCAAAGGAAGCGGAGGAGAAUCCAUACUGGAUUUCUCCGGCAUAUGCUAAAACACAACCAAAAGCAGUUUUUGCAGAAGUGGAACCAGAAGAUGAUGAAACAGACAAGCCAGAGUGGAAAAAACGUAAAAUUUGAAAGAUUUCACCUAAAGAAGACUUGUAGCAAAGUGCGGCAUUUACUUCUUUAUUGUGUGUAGUGGGUCAAAAUAUAAAAGGAAAUAAUACUUCAUAAAACUUGUUGUAGUGUAAAAAAAAAAAUUGUUGUGUUACACUGGAUUGUAAUCCCAUAUUUGAAUUUUGUAAUAAGGAAUUAAUUACAUUGUGCAAAGAACUCCUCUUUAUGUCAGUUAUAUAGCUUUAUAAUUUAGGUGAAAAACAUUUCUUUAAAAAUAAAACUCUAGUGAAUUCAGUAUGUUACCAAAUGUUUUCUUAAUUACUGCCAACUUUACAAAUGCUGUAUCAUGACAGUGUUCAAUGACUUAACUUAUGCAAACAAAAUAA